Molecule: messenger RNA, 3169 nt
Organism: Sesamum indicum (sesame)
Lineage: Eukaryota; Viridiplantae; Streptophyta; Magnoliopsida; Lamiales; Pedaliaceae
Source: RefSeq, a predicted model, not a curated record
GGAAAAAACGAAGGAUAGCAAUUGCCGACUAGCAUUUUCCAGUUGCAACAAAUCCUAAUCUUGAAAAAUAUAUACGUAAAUCUUUAAACCCUUCACACUUUCUGUUCCUACUCAUCACAAAUCAGGAUCAGAAUUCUUCCUUUUGUUUGUUUUUUUUCUAAAUUUUUUUUUGCGUACAGUUCUUUAUGUUUUUCAAGAAUUCUGAUCAGACCAGUGUGGAAUAUAGAAAUUCAGGAUUUAUUUUCACAUCGAUCCAAUAAAAGAAAAAGGGUUUCGUGAUUUCAACGGAACCCAAAUUCUUAUUUUUUUGUAGCUGAAUCUGCAUUAAUGUCUGCAUUGGAAAUGGAUCCCGUUCUUGCUCUCGCUUGAAUUGGCUAUUUAACUUGGCAUACGAUAGCUCAGCCGCGAUCUGGUGAUUGCAAGUAGUACUCUGUAUUGUGUAUCGAAGCCUUUCAUUGAUUUCGUGGUUUUGAUACUCAUGCUGUUAUUUGACCCCUUCUCUCGGUAAUAAGCUCUCGUCCUUGUCUGCCAUUUUACUCAUUUUCCGAAUUUCAUUUCUGCUACGUUCUUUUUAUCAGGAUUUGGGUUAAUUUCGUUCAAAUUACAAUGGGCUGGUCGCCCAUACAAACUGUAUUGCAUUCAUUUGUAGGGUAGGGGGGAGUGGGAAAUCAAUAUGGCGUGGUUUGAAAUUAGAAUGAAAUCGAAGAUAAAGUGGGCGGCACUUGGAGGACUAGUAUUAUCAUUUGCGUCGAUAUUGGUGCAUUUGUUUCUUGCAAAGUCGAGUGCCAGUCUUGUCCAGUAUGGUGCUGCCACAGCUUUUACUGAGGAUUUGCAUUACAUUGGCAACCCCAGCAGAAAGGGUGUUGCGUAUAGGAGGUUGUGGGGAAAGGUGAAUGCAUUGGAGCCAUUGCAGCCAUAUGCAAACCCAAGAAGUGUUUCAUAUUCUGUUCCACAUGAGCAGAACAAUGGUUUCAUUUAUGCUAAAAUUCGUGGUGGCUUCGAGAAGAUCAGAACCUCGAUCUGCGAUCUGGUCACAGUGUCAAGGCUUCUGAAUGCUACCCUUGUUAUACCUGAGAUUCUAGAAAGCACUCAAUCAAAAGGCAUCAGUUCCAAGUUCAAGAGUUUUUCAUAUCUUUAUGAUGAAAAGCAAUUCAUAGCAGCUCUAGCAAAUGAUGUGAUCAUUGUGAGGAACCUACCAUCAGACUUGAUGGAGGGCAGAAGACAAAAGCAAUAUCCAAUCUUCAAGCCGAAAAGCUCUUCUUCUUCCAAUUUUUAUUUGCAUGAAGUCUUACCAAAACUGAAGAAUGCAAAGGUCAUUGGCUUGAUACUUACUGAUGGAGGAUGCUUACAGUCCAUCCUUCCCUCAAGCUUGGUUGAGUACCAAAGGCUCAGAUGUCGAGUUGCCUUUCACGCACUUCAAUUCCGUGCAGAAAUUACUGAAGUUGCACAUAGAAUGGUAGAAAGGCUACGAGGUUCUGGUCAACCUUAUCUUGCUUACCAUCCAGGGCUUAAGCGGGAUACCCUAGCAUAUCAUGGUUGUGCUGAACUUUUCCAGGAUGUACAUACGGAACUCAUACAAUACCGUCGAGCACAGAUGAUCAAACAAGGAAUAAUGAAAGGAGGACUAAGUGUCGAUUCAUUUGCUCGAAAAUGGAAUGGUUCUUGCCCACUAAUGCCACAAGAGGUUGGGCUUCUCCUUCGAGCAAUGGGUUACCCUCCCAGAACAAGAAUAUUCUUGGCAGGUUCUGAAACCUUUGGUGGGCAAAGGGUUCUGAUUCCUUUACGUGCCAUGUACGCCAACUCAGUGGAUCGUACUUCUUUAUGCAGCAAACAAGAGCUUGCCAAUAUGAUUGGCCCUGAAACCUAUCUUCCUCCGGAUAUGUUUGAAUUCCCGCCAACAAAGAGCGCAAAACAACUGAAAGAAGAAUGGGACAAGGCUGGUCCUCGUCCUAGGCCUCUUCCUCCACCUCCAGACCGGCCUAUUUAUCGACAUGAAAAAGAAGGCUGGUACGGAUGGAUUGCAGAAAAAGAAUCAGAACCAGACCCUUCUCCGAAUGAUUUAAGGGAGCAAGCACACCGUUUGCUGUGGGAUGCUCUUGAUUAUAUUGUUUCUGUGGAAGCUGAUGCUUUCUUUCCUGGUUUUGACAAUGAUGGUAGUGGAUGGCCAGACUUUUCCAGCUUAGUUAUGGGACAUCGAUUGUAUGAAAUGGCCUCGAGUAGAUCAUAUAGACCUGACAGGGGAUUCCUUACUAAACUCUUCAACAGUACCAGUGAUCAUCUUUACCAUCCUCCACGCAAUUGGACCCUCACUGUAAGAGAACACCUUAACAAAAGCAUGGCAGAAGAUGGAAUUGUGCGAGAAUUUCAUCAAUCAAAGCAGAAGUCAUUUCUCUCUCACCCCCUACCUGAAUGUUCAUGUACAACUCUCAAGAGCACUGAUUUGAAGCAUUUACAGAAGGGCAGUAACCUUCAAAUUAUAUAUGGACAACAGGACGAGUGCCCUGAAGGGUUGGGACAAGAUCUCAAAACUAUCGGAUCACAGGAGAUCAGUGGUGAUGAUACUGAAGGACAAGAAGAUGAUACGGAUAUAGAAUUGAUGGAAUCAGAUGAAAAUAGCCAAGUUGACACGAACCCCUCAGGGGAGCAGGAUGAGGAAAUGGACCCCGACGAUUAGGAUCACUGUAUAGAUACCACCUGGUUGUUCUGGGUUCUACUUCAUUUGGCCAUCAAUCUCGUCUAUGAACUUAUCGGAUAGAUGUUGCCUAGCGGAACAUAGCUUUUCAAGGCUGCAGUGCACGUCUUUCCAGCAGGUGCACCGGCAAUUUUUGUAGGUUUCAUUCACUGGGAUGAAGUUCUUCAAGAUUAAUGCUAGGUGAAUUCAAGUGAACCCACUUGUCCUCAGCCCUUUGAGUAGGGAUAAGUGGGUUCUUCUGCAAAAUUAGGAUUGGACCUUUUUACUUUCUGAAGAUAUAGAAGAUGAGUAACUGCCCACACAGAAAUUUUCCCACACAAUACUUACACACCAGUAUGAUUUUUCCCCUUUCAUUAAAUAUUUAAAUCAGUUGAAUUUGUAAUGCACAUGUAUUUGUUACAAAUUCUUGACCUGGUCCCCUCUCUCCCCCUCAUUGUUCGACCCAUUUGUCAGGAAUAAAUUCUUGUCGCAUGCCCA